AUGAAUCAUUCAUUUAAUCCAUUUAUGAUUAAUCCGUUCAUGCAGGUGCCAAUGAUGAAUACGAUGAUGGGAGCACCGCCAAUGCAAAUGCAGCAACCUCCUACUACACCACAGCAUCAUAGCCACUUGCAUCAUCCGGGUACACCCUCGACGCCUGGUAAUAGCAAUAAUGCCAACACGGUCCACCAGACUGAGGGUCCGGGUUUGAUGCAACACCAAAAGGAAAAGUAUGGAGCCCAUCUCUUUCAAAAGAAUGAUGAUGGCUCGUAUACCUGUUUCUUUGCUGGGUGCGGUAAGCAGCUAUCGGCCAACUUUUCACGUCAUAUAUCACGUCACGAACAGGAUGGAGAUCCACUCGACCCGUCAGUCGAGAUCCGUGGCACAUAUGUUGCAUCCCCACCCAAAACACCUACACACCAUGGACACGGAUCAUCGACGCCUGGUGCCCACAUGGCAACACCUAAUGGUAUGUGGUGGCUGACCAGUCCCGUCCUCCCCCAAACCGAGUUUUACAACCGUGCCAGCAAGUGCAAAAAGUGCUACAUCCGUCAACAACAAGAUUCCAAGAGAAAUAGACUCAACCAAGGAUCGACCAGUCUCAGUCACAUCAUGUCUGCCGCAUCCCACCAUUCCAAUUCUAUGGAUGAUCAUCCUACUCCAACUAAAAGUAUUUACAAGACAAGCAAGUUUACCACCAGUUUUGACUCCAAUCAAACCACAACAACCUAUAUUACCUUUGGUGAUCCAACCACCCGUGUUGACACCACAUCAACAACACAUGUUGAAGCAACAGCAGUUGCACCAACAACACAUUGCCCACCAGUCGAUUGUGGCAAGCGGAUCACUCAUGUCGGCGCCUGCACCACAGACGGUCAACAAGCUGCCAUUCUCGCGUCCCAAGCGCGAGCCGACCCUCGCCGAACUCAACAACAUUGUGUUGGGCAAGUGUCGCGAGAUUAUGGCCACACUGCUCAAGGAUCCACGUUCCAAGCCGUUCCGUGA
Molecule: messenger RNA, 1002 nt
Organism: Cavenderia fasciculata
Lineage: Eukaryota; Evosea; Eumycetozoa; Acytosteliales; Cavenderiaceae
Exons: 3
Coding region: 1-1002 (333 amino acids)
Source: RefSeq, a predicted model, not a curated record